This is a messenger RNA of Panicum virgatum (switchgrass), 1893 nucleotides long. RefSeq names its product arogenate dehydratase 1-like. Gene Ontology annotation, biological process: L-phenylalanine biosynthetic process. Gene Ontology annotation, cellular component: cytoplasm; chloroplast. The record is from RefSeq and is a predicted model, not a curated record. The transcript has a single exon. NCBI's taxonomy places the organism in Eukaryota, Viridiplantae, Streptophyta, Magnoliopsida, Poales, Poaceae. Gene Ontology annotation, molecular function: prephenate dehydratase activity; arogenate dehydratase activity. Bases 237 to 1526 code for a protein of 429 amino acids.
GCUAGCUUGGAGUUGGAGAGCCCCUCCUCUUCCCAAGCUGAGCUGAGCUGAGCUGAAGGGGCUCACCGGCUGAGGCUGCCUCUCCCUCUCGCCACCGCCACCCACCACCACACCCCACCCACCCACCUACCACUCUCCAGACCAGAGCAACCGAGUGGGGGGGGGGGGGGGGGGAAUAAAAAAGCGCCCCGAAGCACGGGGAACGAAAUCGCCCGGCGAAUCCAUCCGGCGCCGCGAUGGAGGCCGCGCCCGCCGUGCUAGACGCCUUCUUCGCCGGGCCGCGCCACCACCAGCUCCGUCCCGCCGGAGCCGGGGGCGGCUGCAGAUCCGCGCGCCUGCAGGCCCAGCCGUGCCGCGCCGCCGCCCGCUUCGCCAGCAACUCCGGCGGCGGCGGCGGCACCAGCCCCGACGCCGCCAGCGGCGGCAGGCAGCCGGCGCCGCGGGUGAACGGGCAGAAGCCGCCGCCCGCGCUGGAGGCGGCGCCGGCGCCGGCCCCGGCCCCGGCCCCGGCGGAGCUAGAUCUGGUGCCCGUCUCCAACCUGCCCCGGCCGCUGAGCAUCAGCGACCUGUCCCCGGCGCCGAUGCACGGGUCGCAGCUGCGCGUGGCGUACCAGGGCGUCCCGGGCGCCUACAGCGAGGCGGCGGCCGCCAAGGCCUACCCGGGCUGCGACGCCAUCCCCUGCGACCAGUUCGAGGUCGCCUUCCAGGCCGUCGAGCUCUGGAUCGCCGACCGCGCCGUGCUCCCCGUCGAGAACUCGCUCGGCGGCAGCAUCCACCGCAACUACGACCUCCUCCUCCGCCACCGCCUCCACAUCGUCGGCGAGAUCCAGCUCCCCGUCCACCACUGCCUGCUCGCGCUCCCCGGGGUGCGCCGGGAGCUGCUCACGCGCGUCAUCUCCCACCCGCAGGCGCUCGCGCAGUGCGAGCUCACGCUCAACGCCAUGGGCCUCAACGUCGCCCGCGAGGCCUUCGACGACACCGCCGGCGCCGCCGAGCACAUCGCCGCGGCCGGGCUCCGCGACACCGCCGCCAUCGCCUCCGCCCGCGCCGCCGAGCUCUACGGCCUCCAGGUGCUCGCCGACGGCAUCCAGGACGACGCCGGCAACGUCACCCGCUUCGUCAUGCUCGCGCGGGAGCCCAUCAUCCCGCGCACCGACAGGCCCUUCAAGACCAGCAUCGUCUUCGCGCACGACGCCGACGGCACCUCCAUCCUCUUCAAGGUGCUCUCCGCCUUCGCCUUCCGCGACAUCUCGCUCACCAAGAUCGAGAGCCGCCCGCACCGCCACCGCCCCAUCCGCCUCGUCGACGACGCCAACGUCGGCACCGCCAAGCACUUCGAGUACAUGUUCUACAUCGACUUCCAGGCCUCCAUGGCCGACGUCCGCGCGCAGAACGCGCUCGCCGAGAUCCAGGAGUUCACCUCCUUCCUCAGGGUGCUCGGCAGCUACCCCAUGGACAUGACGCCAUGGGAAGCCGCGCCCUCCUCCUGGUCCUCCCGCGUCGACAAUAGCAGCAGCCAGCACUAGCAGAGAUCGAUGGUGAUCAUGCUGGUCAUGACCAAUCAACCAAGGUAGCUCGCUCGAUCCACUGAUCAACCAACCGAUCAUGACCAAUCAGCCACGCUUCUGUUUAAUUAGAAAGAGGAACGCGCAAGAACAUGUUUCUUGGUUCUUUCAUUCUCAUUCGAUUUGGAGGAGGAUUGCAUUGCAUUUGGUCGAUGCUUCUCCUCGAUGCUCCUAGCUUUUGAAUUCUAGUGUCGAAAAUCCGAAGAAACGGUGAAAUGUAGGGGGGCUCUUGUUGUAUGCUGCGGGUGUAUGUAAUUACAGUGUAUUCUUUCUUCAAAACUUCGAAGAAAUCAAGUGAAACCCAUCAGAACCAAAUUCUUUGCAUCAA